AUGGCCGCGAGUUCAUCGGGAUCCAUCUCCGCGCCCGACGAGGAGGCAGAGUGCGCAGGCUUGGAACCCUUCUUCUACGACGAGGCGGAGGCGGUAGCUGAUCACGAGAGGCGGGUGCGGAGUGAGCAGGAGGAGGCGCGCCUGGAGGAUCUGCGGAAGCAGCGGAUGCAGCAGGCCUAUGGUCGGAUCCGUGAUUGCGAUCCCAAGCAGGGCGGCCACUACUUCACCCGCCUCUACUUCGCCGACUUCCGCGAGUUCGACAUCGACGAGGAGCCAACCCUUGGUCCAAUGAGACAUACCAACACGAUCUACAAACAGGGCGAUUUCUGUCCGCUGCUUGACGCAAUAAACAUUCUCUCCGUGAAGAUAGUAUCCUUGGAUGUUGAUUUCCCAAUACAUGUCUAUGGUAAUGGUACUGUCAUCGGCAGAGACUCCCUUGACAGCAAGUGUGUUUAUGUCUUCCGCCGCGAUAGAGAUAAUUGCCAAGUCAUAAACUCUAAGAUAAGAGAUGUGGAGGGUCUUGAUGAACAGGUCAAGGACAGAGAACUCAGUAAAGGGUUUGUAAAGAUCAGGGGCAGUCGGAGCAUUGUGAAAUGCCCUGUUGAAAGUAAAUCUCUUGCUACCAGGCUCAGUACUGUUGAGGUGAGCUGUUCAGUCGUGAAAGAUGGCCUUGAGGCUCUUGUUGCUAUUGAAGUUUUAAAGGGAUCAUUCAGUGGGAAAAUCACUGCCUGCACUUCCAACAUCCCGCAUAAUCUCCUUCUUCAUGAUAGCAAACUUUGCGGUAAGAAGGCUCGUGGCGUUGAAGGAGUUAUCCAGCUUUUGCAGCCUGUCAUUACUGUCGGUGUGAGAGACAUGCUGGUAAUUGUAAUCGAGACUAGUGAUGGCACUUCUAAGCACACCAUCGAGUUUAUUCCAAGGUACAGCACUACUGAAGAAGAUGUUAUUGCUGUUGGAACCACUAAGAUGCGCAUCAAGGUUUCCUGGUCUGUACUGCAUUGGUAA
Miscanthus lutarioriparius is the source of this 1002-nucleotide messenger RNA. The record is from the annotation of a GenBank genome assembly. Lineage: Eukaryota; Viridiplantae; Streptophyta; Magnoliopsida; Poales; Poaceae.